AUGCUGUAUCCACUCCUUCUCCCAACCCUGAUAGGGCUCCUAGCGCCAUUUACCAACUCCCUGGCAUGCCCUGCACCCUCCCCCACGACUAUCACUACCGUUACGACCAUGGAAUCUUUGGCAGCCCCGUCUUCGACUUCGACUGGAACCACUGACAGACUGGUGUUUUGCCACUUCAUGAUUGGUAUCACCAGCAACCGCCAGAGCUCAGCAGAUUACGACGAUGAUAUGAAACGCGCCAAAGACAUGGGCAUUGACGCCUUUGCCUUAAACAUUGGAACUGAUCCCUACACUGACACCCAGCUCGGCUUUGCCUACGAUUCCGCCGCUCGGAAUGGAAUGAACGUAUUCCUGUCCUUCGACUUUAACUGGUGGCAUAUCGACCAGGCCAGCGCCGUCGGCGCCAAGAUCAGCCAGUAUGCCGACCACUCUGCUCAGCUCAAGGUCGAUGGCAAGACUUUUGUUUCUUCCUUUUCGGGUGACGGCAUUGAUGUUCCUGCUAUGACUUCUGCGGCGGGACAAGAUCUCUUCUUCGCGCCUAAUUUCCAUCCUGGCCAGGGGGACUUCGACGCUAUUCAGGGGGCGUUGAAUUGGAUGGCUUGGCCUAAUAAUGGCGAUAAUAAGGCUCCCUCGGGGGGCAAAGAUGUCACCGUGGCCGAUGGCGACAAAGCCUAUAUCGCUGCCUUGAACGGCAAGCCCUACAUUGCCCCUGCCUCGGCGUGGUUCUCGACUCAUUAUGGACAAGAGGUCUCGUACAGCAAGAACUGGGUAUUCCCCUCCGACCUUCUUUGGUACAACCGCUGGCGAGAGAUUCUGGAACUCGGUCCUCGUUUUGUAGAGAUCAUCACUUGGAAUGACUACGGAGAAUCGCAUUACACUGGACCUCUCUCGUCGCCUCAUACGGACGACGGCGCAUCCAAGUGGGUGAUGGACAUGCCUCACGACGGUUGGCUCGAGAUGUCAAAGCCGUUCAUCGCAGCCUACAAAGCCGGUGUCACCACCGCCCUGGACUACAUCACCGAGGAAAAGCUAGUCUACUGGUACCGACCCACGCCAAAACACGUAAAUUGUGAUGCCACGGACAACACGAUGCAAGGCAACCCCAACAACUCCAGCGGUAACUUCUUCCGUGGCCGACCCAACGGAUGGGAAAGCAUGAAGGACGAAGUCUUCGUCGUCGCACUCCUCAAAUCCCCCGCCCAAGUACUCGUGCAGUCGGGUGACCAGAGUCAAUCCAUCCAGGCGCCUGUGGGAAUCAGCGCACACUCGGUACCUAUGGGCGUAGGCCAGCAGAAGUUUGCUGUCACUCGCGACGGGCAGACGGUGCUGUCGGGGACCAGCCUGAAGGACAUCGUGGACACCUGCAUUUGCGGGAUCUACAACUUCAACGCGUACGUGGGGACACUGCCAGCACCAUCCACCAUUGACCGACUUCAGCCGGCCGGGCUGGCGAUGCUGUCACAGGGGCUGAAGGUUGCGUGCCCGACGAAUACUUUGGGGGCGAGUGCGGUCAGCGGCGGGGUUGCAGUCGAGACUGGAGCUGCGUGA
Molecule: messenger RNA, 1548 nt
Organism: Penicillium cinerascens
Lineage: Eukaryota; Fungi; Ascomycota; Eurotiomycetes; Eurotiales; Aspergillaceae
Product: glycoside hydrolase family 71 protein
Exons: 4
Coding region: 1-1548 (515 amino acids)
Biological process (GO): mating projection tip cell wall disassembly
Molecular function (GO): glucan endo-1,3-alpha-glucosidase activity
Source: RefSeq, a predicted model, not a curated record